This is a messenger RNA of Plectropomus leopardus (leopard coralgrouper), 1964 nucleotides long. The record is from RefSeq and is a predicted model, not a curated record. NCBI's taxonomy places the organism in Eukaryota, Metazoa, Chordata, Actinopteri, Perciformes, Serranidae.
UCCUCCUCGGUGAGCACAGAGGGAGGAGGAGGAGGAGGAGGUGGAGGCAGGAGGAGGAGGAUGGGCCUCGAACACAGACUUGCAAUGGCACUGCAAAAAUUGGAUUAAAGCAGUAUGCUGGACAAGAGCGAGGUGGCAACUCUAGGCCUACCCUCCACCACCAGCCAUGGAGGCUCUGACAGUAACAUCAGCACGGACGGGGCGGCAACAGCAGCAUCUGGGGUCAUGGCCUGUGGAGGUGCAGAGGGUUUUGGUGAGCCACAGCGGACUCGUGCUGCUUUGGAGCAUCUGCAGCAGAAGAUCCUGAAGGUCACGGAGCAGAUCCGUGUAGAGCAGGAGGCCCGUGACGACAACGUUGCAGAGUACCUGAAGUUGGCCCACAACGCAGACAAACAGCAGGCGUCCAGGAUCAAGCAGGUGUUUGAGAAGAAGAACCAGAAGUCAGCACAGACCAUCGCACACUUGCACAAGAAACUAGAGCACUAUCACAAAAAGCUAAAGGAAAUAGAACAGAAUGGACCAGCCCGGCAGCCUAAGGAUGUCCUGCGGGACAUGCAGCAGGGAUUAAAGGACGUUGGGGCCAACGUUCGUGCUGGGAUAAGUGGUUUUGGAGGUGGAGUAGUUGAAGGGGUCAGAGGUGGAGUAUCUGCCCUCACUCACACAGCCGUGGUCUCCAAGCCCAGAGAGUUUGCCAGUCUUAUCAGGAACAAAUUUGGCAGCGCAGAUAACAUUGCUCAUCUAAAGGACUCGCUCGAGGACGGAGUCGUGGGCCACUCUGAGGACACCCCGACACCUCGUGCACUGAGUGGAAGUGCCACUCUGGUCUCCAGCCCAAAGUACGGAAGCGACGACGAGUGCUCCAGCGCCACGUCCGGCUCCGGAGCGGGCAGUAAUUCUGGUGGUGCGGGGGGAGGAGGGGGACUGUUAGGACCAACCAUGGGGAGCCCCAGACUGGACGGGCACCACCACCACCACCAUCACAUGCACAGCUCCUGGGACUCUCUACUUGAGGGCCUGCAGGAGAUCAAGGCCAGCCAGGCUCACAUGGAGGACACCAUCGAGGACAUGAAGGGACAGCUGCAGAGUGACUACUCCUACAUGACACAGUGCCUGCAAGAAGAGAGAUACAGGUAUGAGCGACUUGAAGAACAGCUGAAUGACUUAACAGAGCUGCACCAGAAUGAGAUGACUAACCUUAAACAGGAACUCGCAAGCAUGGAGGAAAAAGUCGCCUACCAGUCCUACGAGAGAGCAAGGGACAUUCAGGAGGCCGUGGAGUCUUGCCUGACCCGCAUCACCAAGCUGGAGCUGCAGCAGCAACAGCAGCAGGUCGUCCAGUUGGAGGGAGUGGAGAACGCCAACGCUCGAGCUCUGCUGGGCAAACUCAUCAAUGUCAUCCUUGCGCUCAUGGCCGUACUGCUGGUCUUCGUCUCCACUUUGGCCAACUUUAUCACCCCACUGAUGAAGACCCGAGCCCGGGUGGCCGCCACCGUCCUGCUGACCUUGCUGCUGUUUGUCCUGUGGAAGCAGUGGGACUUUCUGGAGCCGUGGCUGCUGCCCAGCUGAGCUCCCUGAGAGAGACUCCAGUGGAGGCCAGAGCAGGGAGACACAAACUCAUCCCCACUGAAGGAUUCAGAAAUAGAACAAAGGCCACUGCACUUGUUCCCUGUGAAGGUGGAGCAUCAGAGGACAAAACAUGGCACUUUUAGAUCGGCAGUGACCCGCUCUGCAGAGCGUUGAGAGGCGUUUACAGAUAAAAGGAACAGAAAUUCUCUGCUUGCCAAGCAACAUAAGACAUCAUCUCAUCUCGCCCAAAUCUACUGGUGUUGAUGACCAAUCAUUGAUUGCAUUGCUGUCACCAAAAACUGAGUUUCUUGCAAGUAAUCUUUGGAAUGGUCUUUUUCUAAUUAUUUAUGAUACAUGAAUUACCAACUUAAUAAUGACUUUAAAAUGCUGAUCAUGUU